Molecule: messenger RNA, 234 nt
Organism: Bathycoccus prasinos
Lineage: Eukaryota; Viridiplantae; Chlorophyta; Mamiellophyceae; Mamiellales; Bathycoccaceae
Source: the annotation of a RefSeq genome assembly
AUGUCUAAAUCAAAAAAAGGCUAUUAUGCCCGUUUCUAUGAAAUGGAGAACUAUUCGUUUACGCCCAUAAGGCCCGUAACGCGGUUUUACCUCAGUUCCAAGUUGAAUCCAACGAACGUGCACGCAUUUUUUCUAUCCUUUCGGGCCUACAAGCGAAGUCUGGAGUUGAGCGUUAUUCGUAUUUCCACGCAGUUUGUAAAUAUCAGAAGUUUACGUAUAUUAUUGAUUAUAUGA